AUGGAUACUCUGUUUAACUUAACUGGGGUCAGCUGCUAUGGGGCAAUACCCACUUCUGCCUUUCCUGCAAGACGUUUUAUAUGGUGCAUCCUGCCACAAAUUCAACUUCUGAACUUUGAGGUUGCCCCUGUGCUGGACUUACUAGUGAGGUCAACUGAAGAAGAUUGCAUCGUUGAACUGUUGUCCUGCAAGUUUGAAGGCUCAGAACUUUUGGAGAGGCAGAAUGAUCGCUUUUCAGCAUCUAUGAGAAAUCACAUAACCUGGGAAACAGUGGAUUCCAAAUCCUUUCUGGAUGUUGAUGUGAAGUUGAAUAUCUCUCUUGAGAUCUAUACUUACCCAUUCAUAUUGCUUCCAGAAUCAACUGUUGAGGGUCCAGGAAAUUUAAUGAUGCAAGCCCUAGUGGACAGACUAGUACCGUUGCAUGUACAACAACUGCUGCAAGAUUAUGAUAAAUGGGUUCGUAGGCAACAGAAGGUCUUGCAAUGAAAAGUGGUCUCCAGAGUUCAUUCUCAGACCUAAUUGGAGUAGCACCUUGCGGAAUAUUAUCCCACAGCAGCUGCAUAACUAUUCAUUGGGCACCUUUAACAAGGCUAGAUAUUCUAUUUUCGUCUUUGCAGCGUAUAGCAACAUUUCAGUUUCCCUUACUGUGGCUUCCUUUUCUACUCCCAGAAGAUUAGGCAGAUUUACAAUAAGUUAAACCAGCACAAAGCUCAGCAUCAUCUGAACACAUAUCCCAUUCAGACUCCUAUAUGGCAGGGCCCUUGGAUAUGUGCAGAUAUCUACACAACAGCCUUCGGGAAGUGUUUCAUCAAGUCAGUGACGUCUGUGUCACUUGUAGAUGUGAAAAAUGUACUUUGCUGCAUUAUGAUGUAUUAAUAACUUUUGAAGAGCAACCCCUUUGGAAGUUGGAAGUAUAGACCAGCAGGGUCCCUGGCAUUUGAGACUCUUAUCUUGAACUCGUGACUAUUUGUGAUCUCAUCAUUGGUAUAAUUCUUCAUUCCUUUUCCUUGUUAAUGCAAUAAUUUAUGAGUGUUUGGAUCAGUAUUG
Messenger RNA from Coffea arabica (coffee), 1047 nucleotides. Lineage: Eukaryota; Viridiplantae; Streptophyta; Magnoliopsida; Gentianales; Rubiaceae. The record is from RefSeq and is a predicted model, not a curated record.